AUGUCUUCUUGGAUGAAUAUGGAGAAGUUCCUCAGAGAAUAUGUUUACCAGGUCGAGACAGACUUUAGUGUUGAUGGCGAAUCCGCAUCAUGGGCGCCUACUCGGGAUAGACCAGCCCAUCGCUUCUGGGACGACGAGGACGACAAGAUCGACUUGAGAUUCUCGAACAAUGAGUCGUCUAGAUUGAGCAGCUUCGCUGUAAGUCAUGACGAGAAAUAUGUUGCCUACUCCGAUGGUUCCAUCGUUGGUGUGUCCAAUAUCGAGACCAGAGCACAACGCACGCUGUUUAGAGGACUCACACUCCCCUGUGUCAACCUUAUGUUCUCCCCUGCUCUGAACGAGUCUGGUGGCUACACCCUGCUUCUUCUGCAAAGCUCUCUGUAUCCCGUGAUGUCUGAGAUGAACGACUUCCUCAAUAUUGGGCCAGAGUCUCCACUUCUGGAAAUGGUUCGUCAAGGCUAUUUGAAGACACUCGAGAAGUUGAGGGCGAGUGUAGAGUCCAGAAACCUGCCUAAUAUCCCAGGCUGUACCAGCGGCUUUGGCUCCAAUCCAUCCACCUCGGACGGUCGGUUGUUUCUUUACCUCAUACAGAACGAGACUACUCAAUCUGGCUCUCGUCCUGCGGCUGAACUACCAAAGGUCAUUGUCCAUGAUGUCGUCAACAAUCGCCUGCUUCAUACUCUGAGUGGCCACGAAGACGCCAUCAUGUGGACCGCGUUUAGCCCAAACGACCAGUACAUCGCCACCGCAGCCUGGGAUGGCACAUUCAGAAUCUACAAUGUGUCCUCGGGUGACUGUAAGCACAUCAUUGGACCCACAGGAGGACAAUGCUGGAGUGGAGCCUGGUCACCUGACUCCAAGCAUAUCCUGCUCUCCGGCAUGACCGACGAAGGCGAAGGUGAAGGCUUUCGUAACAACACUUUCGUGGCCGUCUACUCGGUAGAAACGGCGCAGCAGAUCAAUCGAUUCAAGCACGAACGUCUCCGCAGUUGGGUAAGAUGUGUAGCUUGGUCGCCUAAAGGUGACAUCGCCAUUGUCCACGAGACCAACCUCUGGAUCUGGGAUCCUUUCGAGAACGAGAUCGUCAGCGAGUUCUCGCUAAAGAUCGAUGAUCGUAUGAUGGGAGGUUUUGCUGGUUUCCGAAAAGUCCAAUGGGUAAACAAUGGGGAUGUGCUCAUUGUUCGUGCUGGUGAUGGCACGGUUGAGGUGUGGGACCGAGUUGGCAACACUAAAUACCGAUUGCAGAGACCCAAAGGAUCUGGUAUAGAGCGAGACAUAAGAGCUGUACAGUGGAUACAGAAAGACAAGACGUUGAGGACUCUAAGUAGUGACGGCUUCAUGAGGAUGUACCGAUUCGCUUAG
Molecule: messenger RNA, 1362 nt
Organism: Aureobasidium subglaciale EXF-2481
Lineage: Eukaryota; Fungi; Ascomycota; Dothideomycetes; Dothideales; Saccotheciaceae
Exons: 2
Coding region: 1-1362 (453 amino acids)
Molecular function (GO): protein binding
Source: RefSeq, a predicted model, not a curated record